AUCUCAAAUCCACCCGUAAAUCUCUCUCCACACACACAAUUCCACCACCAAGAACCACCAUAAUCUUCUAGUGGAGGAGGUUAAUGGCGGGAAACGAUUGGAUUAACAGUUACUUGGAGGCCAUACUUGAUGUAGGUCCUGGACUUGAUGAUGCAAAAUCAUCCUUGCUUCUUCGUGAAAGAGGUCGAUUUAGUCCUACAAGAUAUUUCGUUGAUAACGUUAUUGGAUUCGAUGAGACUGAUCUACAUCGCUCUUGGGUUAAAGCCCAAGCGACCAGGAGUCCUCAAGAGAGGAACACCAGGCUUGAGAAUAUGUGUUGGAGGAUUUGGAAUUUAGCUCGUCAGAAGAAACAGCUUGAGAAUGAGGAAGCUCAUAGAGUGGCCAAACGUCGUAUUGAGCGUGAAAAGGGUCGCAGAGAAGCGGUUGCUGAUAUGUCAGAAGACUUAUCAGAGGGGGAGAAAGGAGAUACUAUCAGUGAUGUAUCUGUUCACGGUGAAAGUAACAGAGGUCGUUUGCCCAGAAUGAGCUCCAUUGAUGCCAUGGAGGCAUGGGCUAAUCAACAGAAGGGGAAAAAACUGUACCUUGUAUUAAUAAGCCUUCACGGAUUAAUACGUGGUGAAAAUAUGGAGCUUGGUCGUGAUUCUGACACAGGUGGUCAGGUUAAGUAUGUUGUAGAACUUGCAAGAGCUUUAGCUUCAAUGCCAGGUGUCUAUCGAGUUGAUUUACUUACUAGGCAAGUAGCCUCUCCAGAAGUGGACUGGAGUUAUGGUGAACCAACAGAAAUGCUGUCCCCACAUAAUUCUGAUGGUAUGACAGACGAGAUAGGAGAGAGUAGCGGUGCUUAUAUAAUUCGUAUUCCGUUUGGUCCUAAAGAUAAAUAUAUUCCCAAAGAGCUUCUUUGGCCUCAUAUCCCUGAAUUUGUUGAUGGUGCACUUUGCCACAUAAUGCAAAUGUCCAAAGUUUUGGGUGAGCAAGUUGGUGGUGGGCACCCAGUCUGGCCUGUUGCCAUCCAUGGCCAUUAUGCGGAUGCUGGUGACUCAGCUGCUCGUCUAUCUGGUGCUCUAAAUGUACCCAUGCUUUUCACUGGUCACUCACUUGGACGAGAUAAAUUGGAACAACUUCUGAGACAAGGCAGAUUAACUAAAGAUGAAAUCAAUACUACAUACAAAAUAAUGCGCAGGAUAGAGGCUGAAGAAUCGAGCCUUGAUGCCUCUGAGGUAGUCAUAACUAGCACCCGACAGGAAAUAGAUGAGCAAUGGCGGUUGUAUGAUGGUUUUGAUCCAGUGCUAGAGAAGAAACUUCGAGCUAGGAUCAGGCGUAAUGUGAGCUGUUAUGGCAGGUUCAUGCCUCGCAUGGUGGUAAUUCCUCCGGGGAUGGAGUUCAAUCAUAUUGUUCCACAUGAUGGUGAUAUGGAUGGUGAAACAGAAGGAGCAGAAGAUCAUCAGGCUUCUCCAGACCCACCUAUUUGGACAGAGAUAAUGCGCUUCUUUACCAACCCACGCAAGCCCAUGAUACUUGCCCUUGCUAGGCCAGAUCCCAAAAAGAACCUUACAACUUUGGUUAAAGCAUUUGGGGAGUGUCGUCCAUUAAGGGAGCUUGCUAAUCUUACAUUAAUAAUGGGAAACCGAGAUAACAUUGAUGAGAUGUCGAGCACCAGUGCUUCGAUGCUUCUUUCAAUUAUUAAGAUGAUUGAUAAGUAUGAUCUUUAUGGUCAAGUGGCAUAUCCUAAACAUCAUAAGCAGCAUGAAGUUGCUGACAUCUACCGUUUAGCAGCAAAGACCAAGGGUGUUUUCAUAAAUCCAGCUUUCAUAGAGCCAUUUGGACUCACUUUGAUCGAGGCUGCUGCUCAUGGGUUACCAAUGGUUGCCACGAAAAACGGAGGCCCGGUGGAUAUACAUCGGGUGCUUGACAAUGGUUUGCUUGUUGAUCCCCAUGAUCAACAAUCAAUAGCGGAUGCUUUAUUAAAGCUUGUGGCAGAUAAGCAACUUUGGGCCAAAUGCAGGUCGAAUGGGUUGAGAAACAUCCAUCUGUUCUCAUGGACAGAGCAUUGCAAAACUUACCUCUCACGAAUAGCGAGUUCUAAACCGCGGUACCCGGGGUGGCUAAAAAAUGACGAUGAUGAUGAAAAUUCAGAAUCCGACUCACCAAGUGAUUCCUUAAGAGAUAUGCAGGAUAUAUCUCUAAAUUUGAAGUUUUCGAUGGAUGGUGAUAGAGGAAAUGUCGAUAACCCUGAAGAUCGAAAUAGUAAACUAGAAAACGCUGUUUCCUCAUAUUCAAAGGGUGUCGGGAAAGGCACACAAAGGUCAGUUUCUGGAGAAAAGCACGAACAACUUAAGUUCCCUGCAUUGAGGAGGAGGACACACAUUUUUGUGAUUGCUAUCGAUGCUGAUGACAUUGGAGGUCUUUUUGAAAAUGUUAGAAAGAUACUUGAGGCUGUAGACAAGGAGAGGAGUGAAGGUUCUAUCGGAUUUAUAUUGGCAACAUCUUUACAAAUGGCGGAAAUUCAUUCUUUUCUUGUGUCAAAGGGUGUGAAUCCUUCGGAUUUUGAUGCUUUCAUUUGCAAUAGUGGUGCCGAUCUUUACUAUUCAUCUUCGCAUUCUGAAGAUAACCCAUUUGUAUUUGACUUAUAUUACCAUUCGCAUAUUGAGUAUCGAUGGGGUGGUGAAGGACUCCGUAAGACUUUGGUGAAGUGGGCAUCUUCUAUAAUUGACAAGAAGGCUGCGAAUAAAAACGAAGAACAUGUGGUUACAGAAGAUGAAGAAAUUACAACCAACUAUUGUUAUGCUUUCAAUAUUCACAAGCCUGGACUGGUUCCUCCUGUUAAGGAGCUUCGGAAGUUAAUGAGGAUUCAUGCUCUUCGCUGUCAUGUUAUUUAUUGCCAAAAUGGCAGGAAGAUAAACGUGAUUCCAGUUUCGGCAUCUCGUUCUCAAGCCCUCAGGUACCUGUAUCUCCGGUGGGGUAUGGACUUGUCAAAGGUGGUGGUUUUUGUCGGAGAAAGUGGGGACACGGACUACGAAGGGUUUCUAGGCGGCAUUCACAUGUCGGUUAUACUGAAGGGAGUCGGCAGCAGUACAAGCAACCAACUUCAUGCAAACCGAAUCUAUCCACUUUCAGAUGUUACACCAACCGACAGCCCCAAUAUCGUUCAGACACCCGAAGAAUGUAGCAGUGCUGAUAUCCGUGCUUCCUUGGGAAAACUCGGAGUCGUGAAAGCGUAAAGAAUUACAUUAUCGCCCCUCUCAUUCGACACUUGACUCAUGGGCUUAGGUUGUUGCAUUCGGUUCUACAUCCCAGGUGAAAAGUUUUUCUUCCUUUAAUUCUGCAUUCUCAUGAAUACUAGUUUAUGAGACUAAGAAAGUACCAUAUUCUGUACAGAAGCUAUAUAAAUGAGGGUAUAUUUGU
Cynara cardunculus var. scolymus (artichoke) is the source of this 3402-nucleotide messenger RNA. RefSeq names its product probable sucrose-phosphate synthase 1. Gene Ontology annotation, molecular function: sucrose synthase activity; sucrose-phosphate synthase activity. The record is from RefSeq and is a predicted model, not a curated record. Bases 84 to 3218 code for a protein of 1044 amino acids. Gene Ontology annotation, biological process: sucrose metabolic process. Lineage: Eukaryota; Viridiplantae; Streptophyta; Magnoliopsida; Asterales; Asteraceae. The transcript has 13 exons.